Molecule: messenger RNA, 665 nt
Organism: Olea europaea var. sylvestris
Lineage: Eukaryota; Viridiplantae; Streptophyta; Magnoliopsida; Lamiales; Oleaceae
Product: NADH dehydrogenase [ubiquinone] iron-sulfur protein 6, mitochondrial-like
Exons: 3
Coding region: 119-472 (117 amino acids)
Biological process (GO): mitochondrial electron transport, NADH to ubiquinone
Source: RefSeq, a predicted model, not a curated record
AAAAGUUCCAAGUACCCAUAAUUUUUUAAACUUUUCCAAACAACUGCUUAACUUCUUAAUCUCUCUUCUGAGUUCUGAAUGAAAAGAAUUUCUCGCUCUAGGGCUCUGACUGAGAACAAUGGCGAUGUCAAGGAGAACACAGGGCAUAGCAAUGGCGAUAAGCUUCGUGAAAUCCCUAAUAAUCCAAAGAUCCUCCAUUCUUCCUGCCAGCUCACGGUGUCUCAGCGACGCCGUUAGCAGCGAGGUUGUCAUUUCCCACACCGCCAAAUGGAUGCAGGAUACAAGCAAAAAAUCUCCAAUGGAAUUAAUCAAUGAAGUUCCACCCAUCAAAGUUGAAGGUCGGAUUGUUGCUUGUGAAGGAGACAAUGAUCCUGCACUUGGACAUCCAAUUGAGUUCAUAUGCCUUGACCUGGAUGAGCCGGCGAUAUGCAAGUAUUGUGGUCUACGUUAUGUGCAAGAUCAUCACCAUUAGGUAAUGGGUGGUGCUGUAAUAAUUGUUGCCAUGGUUGAAGUGAUUUAGAUUGCUUCUGUCAUAAUUGGUUUUAAUAUUUGUUGCUACGACCUAUUUUAUAAAUAAGGUUUCUUGUAUUACCUUCUCUCUGUCUCUGUGCCAUGCUGUGAAUUAGACAUAAAUAAAAUUGAUCCAAAUAGAAGUUAUUUUCCCA